GGGAGUCUCGCAAUCACAGAUCUGCAGAUCACGCACGUAAUUUCCUGGACGGUCACGCGUAGUGUAGCUCAGCCUUUAGAGCUACCUAAUUAGCGCACGCAGGCGGAUCUCGACAACCACGCCAACCAGUUGAAUCCCAACAACUGGCGCUUCAAGCCCAAGCUUCGCGGCCGGUGAACGCCACCUUUGAGAUCGUUCGUCAGCAGGUUGCCAGGGGAAGAGGUCGGGUAUGCCUGAGCUGUGCCCUUGGCCUUGAUCGAGCGGGGGGGGGGGGGGGCGGGUUCAGGGUUAUUCAAUUUUCAUUGAAGGGUACGAUGCCGCUAGUCACUGCUGAAAAAGUCAUCAGAAAAUAGCUCAGUCUUCCUCUAUGAGCUGUCAUGACCGGGAAACGUAGCACCGUGCCGACGUAGCAAUGUCCCUGCCCGAGCAGCUUCUGAUUCCGCCCCCCGGACCAGUGCGGUCGGCCCUGGCGCUCCUUCGCCUGCCCGUGUACUCGGCUGCCCCUUCCGUGCCGGGUUGAGUGGGAAGACCGUGCUGUCCGCGCGGUGGAUAGCAACAGCCAGACAGUGGGACAUCAGACAUGAGACAGAUACGAUAGCAAGUCCAGCCAGAUAGCGCGACAGAUAGCGGAUGACCUUCCUGCACCUAUCGGCCCGUUGAAGCUCAGUGGCAGGUGGCUCUGCGCCGGCGCGACCAGCCACGAUGGGGUGCGGCUGCUGCUGCGUGACGCUUUUGUCCGUGUCUGUGCUGGCGAUGUCCGGCACCCUGCUGGGGGUCGGGGUGAGCCGGCUCGCCGACACCGAGGCUCUGGCCGUGGCCCGACUGGACGGCGGGCAGUGUAUCUGGGCAGACUUCUGUGUGUCGAGCGACGUCUGGACGACCGUGUUUGGCGGCGCCGGCCUGCUGCUACUGCUGCUCAUCCUGCUGUCGUGCCAGUCUAAGCUGCUGCUCGCCGGCAUGCUACUGCUGCUGGCGUUCUUUUUCGUGGCUGCUCGUCUGGAUGACAUCACUGGUGAACCUGCCGGCGGGACGCUGGACCACGUCACCGCUACCAUGAACGCCUCGCUGGAGCAGUACCGGAACAAGUCGUCCAUCGCGCGCGACUGGGACCACGUGCAGCGAGCGCUGCGCUGCUGUGGACCCAGCGGCGCCGCCGACUGGGCGCCAGUGCUCGGCAACGACACGGUGCCGGACUCUUGCUGCGAGCGGGCCGCGGUGGCCAACUGCAGCUCCGCGGAGGGCGCGUUCAGCGCCGGCUGUGCGCCGGCCGUGCAGGCGCUGGUGGCCGGCCAGAGGCGCUGGUCCGUGGCGCUGGCCACGGCUACCGCCAGCCUGAUGUUGCUGAUCACCGUGACGCUAUGCAGCGCAGCAUCUGGCGACAGCCACGCAGAUACAUCGACGACUGAACCGCUUAUCGCCGGGCAUACGCAGGCGGAUCUCGACAACCACGCCAAUCAGUUGAACCCCAACAACUGGCGCUUCAAGCCCAGGCUUCGAGGCCGUUACUACCGGGGCACGUACUAACGACGUCGAUGCGAUCGGCAGAAGGUUGAAUGCUGAUUCCGGUCAGCAGGUUGGACUUUUGGCAUAUUGUAUAUAUAGCCAUAUAGUGCCUACAUACUAGACAUGCAUAUAUGUAGGUAUGCCUACAAACCAGGCACUGAAUGUAGGUAUACCUACUGCUAGAUCAUACUGGCUUCUUUGAUUUCGAGGAAAUAUCUACCUAUUUCUUUUUAGUUGAUGCACAAUUUUGAUGUCGGUGUUAUGUUCAGCUCUGAGUUCAUAUUGGCUUAAAUUGAUAUUUUGGCGUUCUUUAUAUUAUACCUAAUGAACACCUUAGCUGAUCUUAUGUGAGGAAUAACCCCAGUCGGUUAUGUGGUUCAAAAAAUUGUUUUCACGAUUUUUUCCGGGCCUGGGAAGGUGGGAUGGACAGAAGAGGCGGUGGGAUGGGUUGAGUCUCACGUGAUGUGAAUAGGAACUUGACCAUCGCUGUGAUCCAUAGCAAUACAAAUGCUUCGAACAUACUACAA
This is a messenger RNA of Amphibalanus amphitrite, 2030 nucleotides long. RefSeq names its product tetraspanin-9-like. The transcript has 4 exons. The record is from RefSeq and is a predicted model, not a curated record. Gene Ontology annotation, cellular component: membrane. Bases 703 to 1524 code for a protein of 273 amino acids. NCBI's taxonomy places the organism in Eukaryota, Metazoa, Arthropoda, Thecostraca, Balanomorpha, Balanidae.